This is a messenger RNA of Tachysurus fulvidraco (yellow catfish), 6165 nucleotides long. RefSeq names its product solute carrier family 6 member 9 (gene slc6a9). The record is from RefSeq and is a predicted model, not a curated record. NCBI's taxonomy places the organism in Eukaryota, Metazoa, Chordata, Actinopteri, Siluriformes, Bagridae. Gene Ontology annotation, cellular component: plasma membrane. Gene Ontology annotation, molecular function: glycine:sodium symporter activity. Gene Ontology annotation, biological process: sodium ion transmembrane transport; neurotransmitter transport; synaptic transmission, glycinergic. The transcript is spliced from 14 exons. Bases 393 to 2318 code for a protein of 641 amino acids.
CAUGGACUGGAGGAGGGGCGCAGUCGGCUCUGAUACUUUAAAUAUUCCGUUUCAACAAAAAAAGGAGGGUCUUACUUAUAGAAAAGGGAGGUCCUCAGAUACCACCCGGAAAACUUGGUGCUUAAAUAUUUUUUUGUUUAAUGAAAUUUUAAUUUCUUACCUGUUUACAACCCAAGGGACCGAGUGAUGAAAAGUUCCUGGAUUAGUGUGGAAUUAGCAUAAAGCCUGGCGUUGCGAAGUAGCCAGCAAGUGAACAAGAGGAGUGAGAGAGCCAAAGUGCAAGAAAGAGAGAAAGCUCAGACGGAGAGACACACACAUCCUGCAACACCAGGACAAGUCCCAGAGAGCAGAGGACCUUCAUCCUUCUGCAACAGGACAACAGAGUUGCCAAUAUGGAGGAAAAACAGUUUUCUGGCAUUUUGAAUGGAGCGGUCCCAGGCGAACAAGUGAAGAAGGACGAGAAUUCUCGGCGAGGAAACUGGGGGAACCAGAUUGAGUUUGUCCUGACUAGUGUGGGCUACGCAGUGGGGCUGGGCAAUGUCUGGAGGUUCCCUUACCUUUGUUACAGGAAUGGCGGAGGUGCCUUCAUGUUUCCAUACUUUAUCAUGCUGGUGUUUUGUGGCAUCCCGCUGUUUUUCUUGGAGCUCUCCUUUGGUCAGUUCACCUCAUUGGGUUGUCUGGGAGUGUGGAAGGUCAGCCCCAUGUUCAAAGGUGUUGGCUAUGGAAUGAUGGUGGUCUCCACUUACAUCGGCAUCUAUUACAACGUGGUCAUCUGUAUCGCAAUCUACUACUUUUUCACAUCCAUGACCAAUCUGCUGCCAUGGACAUACUGCAACAACCCAUGGAACACCCCAGACUGCAGUGGCGUAGCAGGCACACUGCGGAACGCAACCUUCACCAAUGUCACCGCUAAUGUAGUGUCCGGCCUCACCGAGGUGAUCAGCCGCAACAAGAGGACGAGUCCCAGUGAGGAAUACUGGAGGAACUAUGUACUGAACGUCUCAGAUGGCAUAGGGAACUUCGGUGAAGUGCGACUCCCCAUCCUGGGCUGCCUGGCUGUUUCCUGGUUGGUGGUGUUCCUCUGCCUCAUCCGUGGGGUAAAGUCCUCUGGCAAGGUGGUGUACUUCACAGCAACCUUCCCAUACGUAGUGCUGACCAUUCUCUUCAUUCGAGGCAUCACGUUAGACGGUGCUGUCAGUGGAAUUAAAUACUACCUCACUCCUCAGUGGCAGAAAAUCCUGGAUGCAAAGGUGUGGGGUGAUGCUGCUUCUCAGAUUUUCUACUCUCUGGGCUGUGCCUGGGGUGGGCUCAUCACCAUGGCAUCUUAUAACAAAUUUCACAACAACUGUUUCAGAGACAGCAUCAUUAUCAGCGUGACGAACUGUGCAACAAGCGUGUACGCCGGCUUUGUCAUCUUCUCCAUCCUCGGCUUCAUGGCACAGCACCUGGGGGUGGACGUGUCCGAGGUUGCUGACCACGGACCAGGCCUUGCCUUCGUCGCCUACCCAGAAGCCCUGACGCUGCUUCCCAUCUCGCCACUCUGGUCGCUGCUUUUCUUCUUCAUGCUCAUCCUCCUGGGUCUCGGCACGCAGUUCUGUCUUUUGGAGACAUUAGUGACCGCCGUAGUGGACGAGAUUGGCACAGACUGGAUCAUCCGAAACAAAACCUACAUCACACUUGUCGUGGCCAUCCUCGGGUUUCUCUUAGGAGUGCCACUGACCACACAGGCAGGAAUCUACUGGCUGCUGCUGAUGGAUAACUACGCUGCCAGCUUUUCACUAGUCAUCAUCUCCUGCAUCAUGUGCAUUUGCAUCAUGUAUGUUUACGGCCACAGAAACUACUUCAAGGAUGUGGAGAUGAUGCUGGGCUUCCCUCCACCGGUGUUCUUCAGGGUGUGUUGGAGGUUCAUCUCUCCGCUCAUUAUCUCGUUUAUCCUGAUCUUCACGGUGAUCCAGUACAAACCCAUCACUUACAACGAUUACGUGUACCCCGACUGGUCUCUGGUCAUCGGCUUCCUCAUGGCCCUGUCUUCGGUCAUCUGUAUUCCCGUCUAUGCCCUUUUCAAGAUUGCGGUGUCUGACGGAACCACAUUUUGGGAGCGGUUGAAGAACUCAAUGAAGCCACAUCCCAGCUGGGGUCCGGCGCUGCAAGAGCACCGCAAGGGCCGCUACGCCACGGCCGGACCCGAAUCCGUGGAGGUCCGUACUCUUAAAGACGAGGAGAAAGAGAAAGAUCAAGAGAAAGAGAAGAAGGAAGAGAUCGGGCUCACCAUAAAGGGCAGCAACGGAUCUACGCUCAACCCGUCACCCAGCGUAUAGACGCGAGGCCAUCCCUGCUGAACCUUUACAUAUUGUAAGGGCUUUAUUACUCCUAACCUCUAGAGAGAAUCAGUUCUCAUCCCAACCCUUCUUUUGUUCCUUUUUAAUUUAAUAAUGCUGUUUUUGUAAGUACAAAAAAAAAAUGUGUUCAUAUGCAUACACAGGAAGUCUUUUAUGCAUCCCUACCUUGUGUGUAUAUAUAUAUAGUGCAGCGUGGGAUAUAUUGGUUUCGUUCUCCUUCCAUGUAAAAUUUUAGCUGGAAAUAUGACUACUUUUGCUGCAGCUGUAGGUUUCGGCUUGUUGUGUGUACAGCGGUAAUAGUGCUGGUCGGGUUAAAAGCUGAAGACCAAACGUUCUUUGACUAUAGUGAACAUACUAUGGAUAAUUUUGUCCCAGCCACAUACAUUUUUAUUUUUUACUUUUUUUUUGUUUGUUUUUUUAACCCACUGCCCCUGACUGUAGCCUUUCAUCAAAGGUUGUAUUUGGUCGUUUUUAACAGAAUCCACACCUUUUACUUGGGUAAAGAGAUGCACAAGAUACAAAGCACAAAGGAUAUUUUGCCUUCAGCUUUUAGAACAGCUACUGAAGGAAACUCCCUCGAUCUAAGCACAUUAAGUUCCCAAACCCAUUCUCAGGGUUGUGCACAAUUUGUUUUUUUUGUUUUGUUUUGUUUUUUGUCAUGCUAACAUUUCUAACUUAAGAUAUGACUUCUAAGAGACUAGUCUUCCAUUUUGAAUAUAGAAUAUAUAUGUAGUGAGUGAACGAUCAUUCGAGAGAUGGCAGGGGUGAUGUUGCCAUUGACAGUACUGUAGUGUGCGCGCACACACACACACACACAUAUAUAUAUAUAUACAAGGAGUGUCUUGAGGUAAAAAAAAAAAAAAACAAUAAUUAAGCAAAAAGAAAGAAAAGGGUAUGUUAUGCACAAAGCCCCUACAUCCUGGGGGCAUUGCUGGUGUGUGUGUGUGUGUGUGUGUGUGUGUGUGUGUGUGUGUGUGUGUGUGUGUGUGUGUGUGUGUGUGUUUAAAUAUUUCUGUUUAGUAUCAUCUUUUUUAAAGUCUGUCCUCACCACACCGAUUAAAGAGAUAUAAGAGAUGUGCUGCAGUCAGGUGGAGACAAAGAGUUAAUGCUGGAGAUAAACUUGUGAUUAAGGAAAUCAGUCAUCAUCACUGAAUUUACUAAAUUGCGUAGUCUGUGUAAUACAUAGAAUAGAGCUUUACUGACAUUCUUCAUCGUUCCGUACGUCACUAAAUCAUUGUGUGUUUAUUUUGUGAAGAGGCUAGAGGAUCACGUGUAAUCACUUUUUAAUGUGUACCAUUCCUCAAUCGUGAAUUGAAUGUUUGUGUUGUAUUUUGCGAAAGAGGCGACGUAUGGUUUUGGGUCUUGAGCUGUUUGCUGGAAUCGUCAUUGUGCGUCGUUCCAGUCUUGCAAAAAGUCCCCAAGGUCACGGUGAGCCACAUUCUCAGUGUUAGCAGGAUGUUGGACAUGUUUAUGUUAGGGAUAUUGCUAGCCAGCACCAGAGGAAGGCUGUGGUCUAGCGAUGUAGCUGCUAUAAGUGCAUUUCUUGAUGCAACUGCGUUUUAUUUCUUCUUUAAAAAAAAAAAAAUCUCUUUAACAAGUACAUCAAUGUGUCAUAUUUGGCAUUCGAAUAUAUUAAUUUUUAUUCGUUUUGUAGUUUUCCUUUUUGUUUGAUAACCUCUUGAUGAAAUUGAUAUUUUUCCUCCCAGAAAGUGUAGAAAAAGGGUACAAACUAACAUACAGCAAUAAAAAAAAAAGAAAAGAAAAAUAGAAGAAAAAAAAAAGAAAAAGGAAGUAGUCGGGGGUGAGAGGUAUCGAUGCCCAGUUAGGCACAGCACAGUGCAAAUCCUUUACGGAAAUAACAAGCACAGGCUAAAACCCGGUCAGUGCAAUGAUUUUACAUUACUUGACUUACUUUUACAGAGAGAAGAGAACUGCAUACACCAAUCCACAGCUUGUAAUCCAUUCAUUGAAUAUAACUGAAACUCUUUAAACACACACUUUUAGCUUUCAGGGAUUUUUCUUUACCUCAUUUUCUCUCAGCUUGAGCAUUUCUAAAUCCUACCCACAAUCCCUCUUUCCCUACAAUAACGUGUUCCUAUCAGACACGUGCAGCUCUACUACCACAUCUUCAAGCAAAGUGCUAGCUCUUCAUAUAUACAAGUUAGUGUCACUCUGAUUGACAGAGGAGAGAGUAAUGUGUCAUCCUUCCCUCCCAGAUAGUGCGGUCAAGUUUGCUCUCUUGGUCGUCUGGCCACAGAUAUGGCUGUAGCAUCAUUCAAAAUCGCAAUAUCCCAAGGACUGGAAGAGGCAGGGAGUGUUUUGUCAGUGCUUCCAGGAAAAGGCAUUAAUUUGACACUGCAAACAGACCACAUUUACUUUCUGUAGUUUCAGAAAUGUUCUAAUAGCUUCAAAGGUCAUGAGCGUGACUACAUUUUGCAUUGAAAAAUAGCAAAGUUGCACGAUUCCCUACACUAUCAUCCUGAGGCUAGCCUUCACUUGACUGGUAGCUGUUGUGUGAUACGAGAGAGAAAUCUGCCACCCUGCAACGAUCUAAUUGUUAAGCAACGAUCGUGAUGUGAAAAAUUUUUUUUUUUUUAUAUAUAUAUAAGCGCAUGCAAGCUCUCCCAUGCCAGUAAUGAUUACUUAUGUCAUGCAGUACGAAUGCACUGUGUUGAUGCAUGAAGGACGUGUUCAUACCGUGAACCGUAGCCCACAAACUGUGUCCGUUUUAGCAUUUAACUCGAUGUUCUGAACCUCCGCCUCUCAAAUGAAUAUAUUAUUAGUGAGUAGAAUUCAGUUCAUUCUUGUCUACGUUAGCGAUGACGAGACUUGGUCUGAUGCAAAUGCACCCUGGUCCUGUACUGUUUCAUGUUACAGUGAAAAGCUGUACAAUAUUGAUGUACAAAACAAUCAUUACAUAACUGGACUGGUGUGGAUGUGCAUUUCUGAAAAUGAUUUGCUUUUUUUUGUUUUGUUUUUUUAACAUAUCGGGGAACAUAUUGUAGCUCGUUCGGUUCGGUUUUUGCUUCUUUUUGUUAGCCGGUGUUUCUGUAUACUCUGUGAAAAUCUUUCAAUAGCGAGUCUUUACUUAGUACAGAAUAAUAUCAGUAUCGAUGUGAUUUUAAAUCCGUGUGUACUGUAGCUAGCAACGUGGUCAUUUAACAAAGAGUUGACCUUUUUACGAAAGUCGCUUUUCUUUUCUUUUUUGUAGUACUAAAACUGUAUGUUAUCUUAAAUUUGUAUUUGUUUUUUUUUUUUUGUAUCUAUACAGUGACACUGUUUAUUUUAUCUCAAGCUCCUUAAACCAGCUGAUAUCAAAUACGUUGCCAAACUAACACUCUGGACUGAAACUUGAAGCACAGAGGAACGAUUCUUUCUUCUCAACUAAGAAAGAACACUCACUGCUUUUACGACGAAUGCACAGUACAGCCGCAGGUGUAAAUGGUGCUUCCACCAUAACACACUGUAAUCCAUUCUGCCUGAACCACACUCCCUAAAGCAUGCUGUAGUGUCCAGCUGGAGGCGUACUCCAAACUCUUUCCAUAGAAGUGUUCGAUAGAAGAGUUCCCUUUUUUUUAUUUUUUUUUUGUUAACUUGUUGAGUGGGUACUCAGGUGUACUAUUACAAAGGAGAGAAAGUUGAAAAUUGAAUAUAGGCUAAUCAGCAACUUGCUAAUAUUAUUAUGUUGCCUUUGUAGAAAUCAACAUUCUGUUUUCCUAUUUAAGCUUAGACAAACAUUUAUCAAGAGUAACUCCUCCUAGGGCUUUCGAGCCACAUGCACCAAAUUCGGAUAUGUUGUAGAUCCUGGUCUGAAGUUUGUUGCUAU